This is a messenger RNA of Alternaria atra, 960 nucleotides long. RefSeq lists its product as uncharacterized. Lineage: Eukaryota; Fungi; Ascomycota; Dothideomycetes; Pleosporales; Pleosporaceae. The record is from RefSeq and is a predicted model, not a curated record. The transcript is spliced from 2 exons. Bases 1 to 960 code for a protein of 319 amino acids.
AUGGACCUCGUUCAAAGAAACCGCGUCAAGACUCUCGAUGCCCUUCUAAGCUCAGGUCAAGCUCAGGUGCUUAAUGAACUUCUUGUAUGGGUUGCCGGCUUGAGCUAUCAACCCUCCACCAAGUUGCUCGAAAGCGUUCUUUUUCUCACUUCUGGCGAGGAAUUCCUGCUUGCAGAUCAGAUUGCUACUACCUACUCGCCUGUGCUCCCGAUUAGCAAAGAGGGUGAUGUAGGAUUCAAAGAUGGCCUUCGAGACAUUCUAUCCGCAAGCGGUACCUCCGAUUCCGAAUCCGCACUCACUCAGUUACAUGACGAAGCGAUCACAUGGCAGGCAAUUGAACCGUACCAACUGCCGCAAGUCUCGGUAGCCGACACAGGCGUCCCAAGUGCUGGAGAUACUACAAAGACAAGCGCUGAAGCAUCUUACGCGAACGGUGUCCCGACGACACCAGACAAGAAGUCUGAAGUUGACUCAGACGCUUCUUCAUCAACUACAGCUAAGACCAAGGCGUACAUCUCAGGAUACAUCUGCGACGGAGGCUGCGGGACAGAAUGGGAGAACGUACUAGCCGACUGUCACGUCUGCAAGCACUGUCUCUGCGUACAAUUCUGCUCAGCAUGUUACAAGAAGCUCCAAGCCGGCGACCUACACCCUCUGAUAUGUAACCAAGACCACAAGAUGCUCUUUCUACCGCCGUUUGACUGGGAUGCAUGGCGUACCAUGCCGACAGACAUGAUGAUCAUGGACAAGCAGCUAGUUCCUCGCCGGGAAUGGGUCGACAGGAUUCGCAAAGAGUAUGAUGUACAGCAGGAACAGAUUGACAUGACGAAGCUGGAGAAGGCGAAGGAGCUGAAAGCUGCCAGUGUCAUUGCAGUGCGGUGGCGCAGCAGGUUGAAGAAGAUUAGGGAUAAAAACACGUCGACGGCGCCUACACUUCGACGAGUGAAGACAGUCUGGUAG